UGGCUGGAUGAUGCGACUGCGCGGGGUGGGCCGGGCGCCCGCGACGCACAGAUUCCGAGCCAGUAGCGCGAACAGCCCCGAACGGCACACACGAUGAUCGCGCAUAAGCACGCGCUCGCCGCCGCGCUGCUGUGUGCGCUGGCCGGCCAGCUCGGAGCUGGAGCGAGCCUGCAUUGCGCCAUGAGGAGGGAAAUCUCACCGUGCACUUGUCGCCGAGAGGACGCCGGCACCGGAGCCAUUCUAGUGGUCUGUCAACGGAUCAGUGCAUACGAAGAAAUCGCACGAGCCCUGACUAACAAGUUCAGUCCUGAAACGAAAAUCGGCUUGGAUAUCUCUUACUCCCAGCUUCCGGAUUUCUCUGAACAUAGCAUCAAAGAACUCGGCCUUUCAAUUACAAGGCUCAAAUUAAACUUCGACAAUUUAAGUGAUUUAAAAGAAAGUGUAUUUACUAAGUUGGACUUGGUGGACUACUUCAGCUUAGCGGACAAUUCGUUAACUGAGAUGCCGCGACAUGUUCUACAGCACCUGCCUCACGUGAAAACCCUUGACCUUUGUAGAAACAAAAUUGUUAAGCUUACUGAAGAAGACUUUAGAGACAUACAAGAAGUAGAACACUUAUUGGUAGCUGAUAAUCAAAUAUCCAAGAUUGAGAGAGAUGCCGUACCUAAAGCAUUGAAGCACGUCCACCUUGGAAUUAAUAAGCUCAGUUCUCUUAAUGGAGCUCUGAGGGAUUUGGAUGACUUGGAAUGGAUAUUUAUUAAUGCUAACAAUUUAAAAACAAUCGAUAAUGAAUUGCCAGUCAAAGCCAAACGGAUCGUGCUGAUACAUGCUGCCCAUAAUGACUUGCAGAGCUUACCAAAAGAUUUAAAACAAAUGCCAUCACUAGAAUCUUUAUAUUUCUAUGGCAACAGUAUAAAGUCGCUGGACGGAGCACUACAAAAAUCAAGAAGGCUAAUGAGGAUAGGACUUUCAUUCAACAAAAUUGAAAGCCUAGCUGAAGAUGAGUUCACUGAAGCCGAAAAAUUGGCCGAGCUGGAUAUUGCUUACAAUCAACUAAAGUCUUUAAAUGGGUCUUUAAAGAGUUUGAAAUCAUUGAGAUACUUAAAUUUAACUCACAAUUAUAUGACGGAAUUCUCGUUGCAAGAAAUUAAGGGCCUAAAGAGAUUGUCCGUUAUUGACUUGUCUCACAACAGGAUUAGUCUUAUCACGGGAAAUAUGGAAAAUUUAGUGGAUGUUGAAACUCGAGUUUUAGAGUUAAGAUUGGAUCACAAUCGAAUCCUUAGUUUGGGAGGAGCUCUUAUGGGGUUGCAUGGUCUCUUACGACUUAAUUUAAGCAACAAUCUUCUCCAACAAAUUUCACCGGAUGAUCUUAUAGGCUUGGAAGAUUUGAGACUGCUCGAUGUAUCACAUAACCAUAUUACAACUCUAGAAGAAACUUCGAAGACAUUUUUGCCAUCACUUGAGGAAUUAAUUGCCCACCAUAAUAACAUCACAUUACUUGAUAAGGAUUUCCAUGGAUUACCUUCGCUAUGUAUAGCUGACUUGUCAUAUAAUAAAAUUAAGACGGUAAACUAUGACCUUGUAUCGAAAUCCCGAUGUACUAUUAACGGAGUUCCUAGUGUAUUGAAGAUUUACCUUCAAGAUAAUCCUGUGCUAUGCGACGAUCGACUGUACGAGCUGAUCACGGUGCUCGAAAGCUUGAAUGCAAGACUUAAUGGCGCUUCAACUUGUGUGGCGUCGCAGACAACCGCGCCGAUAUUAAUGCGAGCGCUUAAUGACGUAGUGCCACCGCAAGACAGCUCACCAGUUAUUGUAGUGACAAAAGUGAACGGCGGACUUCGAGCGGUGUCUGAGAGUGCCGAUCGCGACGCAGCUUCACCGCAAAUUCCUCAACUUGUGUACCAGCGUGUGGGCGCUUUAUUCGGCCACAUGUUACCUGAACGUGAAGGCGGACUACCUGUUGUGGUUGAGCCACCUGUCACGUUGCCACCCGCUAAUACUAACGUGGUAGUGAAGUGGCCCGAUGAACGGAGAACAGAUGAAACACACCCGCUAGUCGAUCACCUACGACUUCGCGACUUAAACGCUUCGCCGCAGUGAGAGCAGGAGACCCGGGCGCGCGCACGUCGAUGACAGCGAAAUGAUUGCUUCGCCUUAACAAAUAUACUGCCAAAACAUUAGGCUAGGGCAGAGUGUCUUCUGAUUCGGUCGGGCGCAUGGAAAUUUUGGAUUAGAUAGGUAUCAUCCCAUUCUGUUAGGUAUGCGAUGUAAGGAAGCUGCGUUAGGUACACCGACAGUGUAUCUUAUAAUGAUCCUAUUUUGAAUACAUCGAGUAAACGUGUAACUAGUAGUAACUUUAGUAUGUAGCAAGUAUUAUCCGAAUGGUAAAAUUUCAUCGUAGCAAAAUGUAAAGGCGUGUUUAUAAGCUCGUUGAAAUGUGUUAAAGAUUUAUUUUAUUGAUGUGGAUAUUAAAUGGUGCAAUCUACGCCAGUAAAAUAAAACAUAGCGCAGCAUAUUUUGAUUAUUGUUCCUUUUCACAGUUGCAAAAUAAUUAUUUUACAUAAGCAUAUGUGUACAUAAUGACACUGGUUUUACUAAAGGUUUUAAUAUAUCUUGUAAUUGAAACAUGUUAUUAAAGUUACUGUAUAUUUUUUACGGAAUCACCAAUUCAGAAAAGAUAUACAGUACCUGCGUAAGUGUAGGGGUUUAUCAAAAAGUAAAUGUAAUUAGAAUAUACGAAUUAAAUUAUUACAAUAACUGUGAAGCUUGGCACUCAUAAAUCGUUACUAGUUAGGUAUUGAAAUAUGUUAUAGCAAUAGUAAAUACAUAGUAAUAUUUGUGCGUCGCCUGAUAAAAACCAUGUUCAUCAUGUAGACCACUUCUUAUGAUAGUUUGCUUGUAGUUAGUCUUUAGGAACACAAUAUCUAUGGUCUUGUUUUCACUGUUCGAUCACUGAGUACCAAGCUUACCAUGUCGAUAUGCCAAAUAUAAUGUAAUAUUUUAGUAAACCGAAUCGCGAAUGCCUAUGGUGACUAUAAACUAGAAUAGUUGACUGUAUUUAUUUAUUAUUAUAACUAAGAUCAUUAAUGGGCUUCGUUAGUAUACUUUUGACCUACAUACUUGAUUUGCCAUAAAGGCUUUCCUGUUAUUUCCUAGUUGUAAGAAAAACCUGGUAAACCAGUGUAAUUAUUAUCGUAGCUGUCGGUUUGUCUGAAUGCGUGAUAAUGUGUUGACGUUUAAAUCAAUCUUCUUAUUAAGUUUGAAAAAUAUAUAAAAAACAUAAUUGUACCCAAAUACAGUUAAGUUUCUCAUACUUACAAAUAAGAUUGGUUUGGACUACUUAAGUUAAUUAUUAGGUGACUUCUAUUAUUUAUGUAUCAUAAAAAUAAAGAGAGUAAACAUUUUCAAAUUCUCUUCAACCAAAAGUAGAUUAUUUUUUUCGAUAUUAGAUAUUAUUAGAUAUGGAUUUUCGUAUGGAACUGUACCUAAAAUAACUUAUGUAAUUAACUACUAUAAUUUGUUAAGAUUUAGAUAUUUGGUAGUUUAAUUUAAAAUGUCGAUUAACAAUUACUAAUAAAAAAUAUAAAGUGCUAACCAUU
Messenger RNA from Trichoplusia ni (cabbage looper), 3599 nucleotides. RefSeq names its product leucine-rich repeat and death domain-containing protein 1 (gene ltl). The transcript is spliced from 8 exons. Lineage: Eukaryota; Metazoa; Arthropoda; Insecta; Lepidoptera; Noctuidae. Gene Ontology annotation, molecular function: protein binding. Bases 94 to 2100 code for a protein of 668 amino acids. The record is from RefSeq and is a predicted model, not a curated record.